AACACCAAGUGACCAAGAAUCUCGUUCUGUCCAGUCCAGACGCACACACUUAGAGCAGGGUCAUGGCGAUCACAGAAAACCACACUCAGACAGUGGCAGGAUGGGCGGCCAUGAACGAGUCCGGCAAGGUCGAGCCCUUCGUCUUCAAGAGAAGGGAAAACGGUGUGGACGACGUGACGAUCAAGGUGCUGUACUGCGGCAUGUGCCACACCGACCUCCACUUCAUGAAGAACCACUGGGACAUCACCAUGUACCCCGUCGUCCCCGGCCACGAGAUCACCGGCGUCGUGACAUCGGUCGGCGCCAACGUUUCCGGCUUCAAGGCCGGGGACCGCGUCGGCGUGGGUUGCAUCGUCGAGGCCUGCCUCGACUGCGACCACUGCCGCCACUCCGACGAGAACUACUGCGACAAGCUCGUGCUCACCUACAACGGCAUCCUCUCGGACGGCAGCGUCACCUACGGCGGCUACUCGGAGAUGCUCGUGGUCCACAAGAAGUUCGUGGCGAGGAUCCCGGACACCCUGCCGCUGGACGCGGCGGCGCCGCUGCUGUGCGCCGGCAUCACGGUGUACAGCCCGAUGAGGCGGCACGGCAUGGUGAAGGCCGGCGGGAGCCUCGGCGUGGUCGGGCUGGGCGGGCUCGGCCACAUCGCCGUCAAGUUCGGCAAGGCGUUCGGCCUCCGCGUCACCGUCGUCAGCACGUCGCCGGACAAGGAGAAGGAGGCGAGGGAGGGGCUCAAGGCCGACGACUUCAUUGUCAGCACCGACAAGAAACAGAUGCAGGCCAAGAGCAGGAGCCUUGACUACAUCAUUGAUACGGUCCCAGUCAAGCAUUCGCUGGGUCCGCUCUUGGAGCUGCUCAAGGUCGAUGGCGUCCUCGCGCUCGUCGCCGCACCGGAUCAGCCCAUUGAGCUUCCUUCUUUCCCUCUCAUCUUCGGAAGGAGGACAAUUAGUGGUAGCAUAACGGGGAGCAUGAAGGAGACGCAGGAGAUGCUUGACCUGUGCGGCGAGCACAACAUCACCUGCGACAUCGAGCUCGUCUCGACAAACGGGAUCAAUGGGGCGCUGGCCCGGCUGGCGCGCAACGACGUCCGCUACCGCUUUGUGAUCGACAUUGCCGGGGACUCAAACUAAGUCUUUGAUGUACUCCAUGUGUCUGGAUCAAUAUGGAGUUCUGAUGAUAGUCACAUGGGGAGAGUGGCUACUGAUCUAGCUCCUAUUUGAUGUGCAAAAUUGGACAACUCUAUCCUUUUCCAGUUGGUAUUACGAGGUUAAUUAUUGGUUCACUUGUGA
Messenger RNA from Setaria italica (foxtail millet), 1292 nucleotides. RefSeq names its product probable cinnamyl alcohol dehydrogenase 6. The record is from RefSeq and is a predicted model, not a curated record. Gene Ontology annotation, molecular function: zinc ion binding; cinnamyl-alcohol dehydrogenase activity. Bases 63 to 1133 code for a protein of 356 amino acids. The transcript has 4 exons. Lineage: Eukaryota; Viridiplantae; Streptophyta; Magnoliopsida; Poales; Poaceae. Gene Ontology annotation, biological process: lignin biosynthetic process.